This is a messenger RNA of Ixodes scapularis (black-legged tick), 7311 nucleotides long. Its product is annotated as copine-8. Gene Ontology annotation, cellular component: plasma membrane. Gene Ontology annotation, molecular function: calcium-dependent phospholipid binding. The coding region runs from base 391 to 2007 and encodes 538 amino acids. The transcript is spliced from 18 exons. Gene Ontology annotation, biological process: cellular response to calcium ion. NCBI's taxonomy places the organism in Eukaryota, Metazoa, Arthropoda, Arachnida, Ixodida, Ixodidae. The record is from RefSeq and is a predicted model, not a curated record.
AUCUUUAAAAAUCAAUAACUGCCGUGGUUGCCCGCAGAUAUCUGUACCUCGUCCAGAAUUGCCCGAAACUUUCUCCAACCUCCGAAGGACCAUUGUUUGGACUGUGUUGAAUCGCUCAAAACAACACUGUAUUCUACUAUUUAGAUCACGGUGUAAUCUUAGAUUCGUUAUAUUUGAACUUCAUUAUCAAACGACCUCUCUCCCAAUUUCGGGAGAGAGAGAAACACUGCAGUGAAGGCCAACGGCCGCGGCGGCCCGCGUUCUCCGAGUGGUUGUAAACACGUCGUAAACAUCCUUGCAAACCUCGUUGAUCAUUGCGUUUUACAAGGAAAACUGGAAUACUCCUCGGUUCAUUAAGACGCCGGAAGCCUUACAGGACAAAGACAGAAAAUGAACACGUUCCAGCCAGGAGCCGCGGUGGCACCAUGUUCCAAAGUCGAGCUCAGUAUUUCAUGCAAAAAUUUAAGAGACACAGACGUCAUGUCCAAGUCGGAUCCCAUGUGUGUCGUGCUGAUGUGCCGUGGCGGCAGCCAACAAUACUCAGAGAUCGGACGGACAGAAGUCAUCAAGAACACUCAGGAUCCCGACUUCGUCAAAAAGUUCACCGAGGACUACUACUUUGAAGAGAGCCAAAAGAUGAGAUUCGAGGUGUAUGAUAUCGACUCCAAGAGCCAAAGACUUGCGGACCACGAUUUCCUCGGUAGCAUGGACUGCACGCUGGGUGAAAUCGUUUCGGUUCAGGGCAGCAGGUUCACCAGACCUCUCACGAAUCCCAGUGGUGGCAAAAAACUGGGGAGCAUUACAGUGAUUGCUGAAGAAGUGAGCUCUUGUAGGGAAGUGGUGACAAUGCAGUGGUCAGCCAAGAAGUUGGACAAGAAAGAUUUCUGGGGAAAGUCGGAUCCCUUUUUGGUCUUCUUCAAGUCCAACGAAGAUGGGAGCUUCACGACGGUGCACAAGACCGAGGUGGUCAAGAACAAUCUGAGUCCCACGUGGCGGCCGUGCGUGAUCAAGAGCACCACGCUCUGCAGCGGGGACCCCGACCGGCCUCUGAAGGUGCAGUGCUACGACUGGGACAGCGACGGCAGCCACGACCUGAUAGGGGAGUUCUCCUGCACCCUGCGGACCCUGCAGAAGGGUCCCUGUGCUGAAAAUGUCUACCAGUGCAUCAAUCCAAAGAAGACGUCUAAGCAAGGCUACAAAAACUCUGGCACUGUGACACUGAUGAACUGUGCAGUGCAUGAGCAACCAACUUUUCUGGACUACAUCCAAAAAGGGACGCAGCUGCAUUUCACGGUGGCGGUGGACUUCACGGCGUCCAAUGGUGACCCCCGCACCCCCCAGUCCCUGCACUACAUGGGCCAGCAGGCCAACGUCUACACACUUGCCAUCCAGGCGGUGGGAGACAUCAUCCAGGACUACGACGCUGACAAGAUGUUCCCAGCGCUCGGCUUUGGCGCCCGCCUGCCGCCCACCGGCGAGGUGUCCCAUGAGUUUUUCCUGAACGGCAAUCCCAGCAGCCCAUACUGUUCCGGCGUGCAAGGGAUCUUGGAGGCCUACCAGCGGACACUGCACACGGUUCAGCUCUACGGACCCACCAACUUCUCUCCCGUCAUCAACCACGUGUCAAGGUUUGCCACAUCGUACCAGGACGGUCGGCACUACUUUGUGCUUCUCAUCAUCACGGACGGAGAGAUUACGGACAUGGCGCACACCAAGGACGCCAUAGUUCGCGCCUCUGUGCUCCCCAUGUCCAUCAUCAUUGUCGGCAUUGGUAACGCCGAUUUUGGCGCCAUGAAUGAGCUCGACGGUGACAACGUACGCAUCACCUCACAAGGCCGAGUUGCAGAACGGGACAUUGUUCAGUUUGUGGCAUUUCGCGAUUUCCUGGGCAACCAAAACCCAGUGGAGUCCAAGGCACGGCUUGCUAAGGAAGUGCUGGCGGAGGUGCCGAACCAGCUCGUGGCUUACAUGGAGAAGCGUGGUUUCCGACCUGGCAACCCCGUGUAACGGCCCGUGUUGUAGCAUUCACAGCCGUUCCCAUCUGACCGUGCAACCUGUCUGAAAAUUUUUUUUCUGGCAGGCACUGCCACAUGCAUUGUCAUUAAUGCUCUCUAAGAAUGGGUUGAAGUAGAGCCGCUAGACAAGCUAAGUUUUGAGUAUCGGCCCUUCGUUCCUCGAGUUUCCCGUGGGUGCCGCCAUUUUGUUGCCUAGUGUAGAUGGGGCGCGAUUGGUAAUAGUUACAAUUCGAAAAUAUGCUUUUAAUAACUGUAUGCGGGGUUCGGGAAGCUUGGACAAUAUAAUUUUGCUUCGUCACGAACUGUUUUAACAUUUCUGGAGGACGGAAGAGCGUUUCCUGCGUUCCCAGAUAGAACGUCGGAUUAACUGGCAACUGGUUCGAGCAACAAGAUGGCCGACGCGUCGUUACUGUGAAGCGUAGCUUAGUUAAUGGCUCUAGGUUGAAGAACUCUCCACCGACUCAUUGUUAUGUUUUGUCUUAGUACUUCACUUCUAGUCCCAUCUACAAAGGGGGACCAAUUGGCCUGUGUCAAAUAAGCCAAGCCACUCUCAGGGCAGAACAUGACUAGAGUAGAGAGAGAGUCUCGCAGUAGACCAUUCUCUGUAUUCUUGACAUAAAUUUUGUACGCUAUGUUUGCUCUCUCUGCGGUGUGAGCAAAGUAAUCCAUUGUUUGCUAUAAUUGUGCUACUAUGCGUGGCAUUUACCGGCUUAAUAUGUAGCAAUGCCAAAUGUACUGUAAAUAUGAUGUCGAAGAACCUGUCCGUAGCAAAGAUAUGAAUGUUGUGAAGGGUUGCAAAGUAUGGACAGAACGAGCGGGUUGGUAGGGAUAAUUAAACUUAUGGAAGAAAACGAGAAGGGACGGACAAACACAAAGGUUUGUCCGUCCCUUCUGGUUUUCUUCCUCGAGUUUAAUUUGCAAAGUAUGUUUAUGAAUAAUGUAUGAGUAUUUGAGGUGCUAAUAUAACAGAAAUUAUUUUCCAAAAAAAAAACUGUUUUUAUUAUAGGCAGGUUUUCUUUUAUUAAAAAUGACUCGCCAAAGCACUCCUGAUCACAACCUCUAACUUUGUUGCCACAAUCAACUGGAUGACAGAAAUCGGCGGCCCGUUCGAAAGAACCAGGCAUCAACGCUCGCUUCUCACCACAUUAGGUUUUGCAACAAGCUGUAAUGCAAGAGUGUAUAGGUAUUCAUUUAUCUUCUUCAAACUGUGCGUCAUCUCCACGGGCUGAAUCAAGAAACCCGGUUUAUUACCACGUGAGCACAUCAAUUACAAGAUGCUUUUUAUUUCUUCUACAUGUCUUAUUUUUGCAUUUGCACCCUCAAUUAAAAUCGCAAAAUUUAUUUUCCUAGUGCAAUUUGCGGUAUAACUGAUAUGAUUGCCGACAGGACUAGAACGGCAGGGAGGUCUUUCAGAUGUCCUGCUUCCAGCGUGAGCCUCCUGCCUUCGGUAAUGCUUGGGCAUCCAGUAAGCCUUGAGCGUGCACGCGCAGCCAAAGCACAGUGGAAGGCAAACGGCGCAGGCUGGAGGCCAGGCGUCAGAAAGAGAUGACCCGCUGCUCUCAUUCUGUCGGUUACUAUAUAGACAGAAAGCAUUGUUGACUGUAUGCUAACUGCUUCUUUGUUGCUGUUGAAUUGCAUUUCUUUUACCUAGACAUUGUAUGCAUAGCUGUCCCUGUUAUAGAGGGGCUUUUUGGUUGUGACGGUCUAAACGAUGGAUGUUUUUGGCGACAGUACGUCGCUCCGGAAAGAGGACACCCCUUUUGGUCAGUUCAUUUUUUUGCAGCAUUUGAAGGCCUCGGCGAUAAAAGUUUGUUUUUUACGACAAAGCACGGGGCUCUAGGUUCCUCGGUUGCAAAACAAUCGUAGUGUCACUCCUGAUGCACCUUUUACGAGGGACAAAACCAGUCUGCCUUUCUGAGGUGGCUCUUGGGUGCACUUUAUUUACAAACGGAAGAUGUCGAGGUGUUCCGGUAUUAAGUCCAGUGUCCUUUCCUGGCAGACGAGUGGGCCUCUGUCUCUUGCCAAACGCAGCAGUUACGAAAAAAAAAAAAAAAAAAGAUGUGUCUUUUUGUUGCUUUGGGCUCUAAAAGCGAUUAUAUGUGUGGGGCCCUCCUGUUCCUAUGUGCCCUUUGGUGGUAUUUGUUGUAAGUAACGUUUUGUGUUUUUGGUAUCUGCCAACAAGCAUAGAAAAAUAACCCCCCGGGGCAAGUUUUUAGCAAAAUUGGGGAAAACACAGAAUCUGGCGAAAAAAAACAAACCCAAAAAACAUCCUCAAAUUUAUCAUGAUUUUAACCCGAGACUGGGGCAGAAGGAGGAACUUUUCUUACAGUUGAAGGGCAACUAACAGGGACAGACAGUGUCUCUAACUCGGCUAAUAAUUUCAUACAACCAGCCCCCUUAUAUACAGAACUACAAUGGUUCUGAUUGUAGUUCUGUAUAUAAGGAGGUUGGUUGAAUAUAAUUAUUAGCUGAGUUAGAAGUGCUGCCUGUCCCUGUUACUUUCUCUUCAACUGCAAAAAAAUUUCCUCUGUCUGCCCUAGUUUCGGGUUAAAGUAAUCAUGGUAAACUUCUAUCAGCUCGCCUGCGCACUGACCGUAACUUUGUCCUCAAAUUAAUAAAAAAAUCCCCCUUUUUAAAAAAAAAAAGUAAGAAGCAAUAGCAACAUGAAAUUUUAGUUUUAUGAUGUUUUCAAGGCGUAGUGGCUGUAAGAUAUUGCAUCCUUCUGGCAUAAGAGCUGUGCACGGUACAAGGCAGAGGCUCACGUGUCUGGGAAAACGGCCCUUAUCAGCGGUUGCUAAGCUGUUUGAACCUUUGUUGUUUCUAGAUGUGCUCUUUGUUGUUUCUAGAUGUGCACGGUGCUUAACUUUAUAUGUGAUGUUGUGUUUUACGUAAUAUAUAUUGUCUGUUUCGAUCUGGAGGUAUUUUGGGGCAGUCUCCCUUGCAUUUUGUCUGGCCUGUUGCUUUUAUCGGUAAAUGUAAUUUGAGAAUAGUGUUUAACAUUUACCCCUAAAAGAAAAAAAAAAAUGCUCGUUCACUUUUCGCUUUUCUGCACAAGCAAGAAAGCGAGUUUUGCACAUAUAUGUGGUUUCUACACUGCACAAAGUUAUGCUUACAAAGUUUUGUUGCAAGAGAAAAGGAGUGUUUUUGCAUUUGGAAUGUGGUUCUUAAACUAAAAAUAACUGAUCAGCACAUCAAAGUAUCUUAAAUCGUCACACAAAGGUAGCAAUUAGAAAAGAAUUUUUACUGCAGUUUUUGACGUGAAAACGAAUAUAGGGCACUUGGCCAGCAGUGCUUAGGUGUGUGGAUUUUAUUAAUUUUUACACAAAAUAGAAACGAAUAUACAGGUGGCUAAUGUUUUCCUUAGCAACUUUCAGACAUAUAUUUUUUCAUAAAAAGAACAUAAAAGUGGUAGUGGGAACCACUUCAAGCGGAGCCGGAGCGUCUACUGAGAACUUGGAAAGAGUGAGGAAGACAGAGAGCUGCGAGCUGCUGAGCUAAUGCCACGUGGCAUCGGCCGAGCUCAGUCGAAAAAUUAAACGCUGAAAUUUAUAACACUGCCGGGUUGCGCAAGCUGCCAUCCGAUUCAAAGGGAUCGGCUACAUCCAUCUAUUGAUCAAAAACACAUUUUCAGGAUACCUGGGCUUUACUCUUCCCUGGCAUGCUAUUCAUUAUCUCUAAAUUAAAAAAAAAAAAAAAAGAAGCUAUUGAGAACGUGACAAGUGAAGGUUAUGACCAAACCAACAUUCAAACUUUCCCGCGCUCUCGAGUGGGGUGAUGUCACAUCCUGCCGAUCUUUCACAACACACGCAAGUGUAAGCGCAAGAAGUGGAAUGAUUUCGUUGAGAGUACGGGCAGCUUAACAGCUUCUUCCGCUUGCUGUGUGUACGUUUGUGUGUGUUACGAAAAAUUGGCGCGUCCGUAGUGUGGACAUAGCAAAACGGCAAAACUUGCAAGUCGAGGAAGCAUUCUAAAAAAAGGUAUUCUGCACCUUUAUCUUUUUUUUUUUUUUUUCGCUGGCGUGAGUUUUUUCAGCAUUCAUUUCACACCAUCAGUCUUCUUGUAGCCUGUCGGGAAUAAGCUGUACUGCCUCCAUAUUGCAACAUUUAACGUCACGUUUCCAGUGCAACCUCUCGGACCAUACUCAAAAUUCACUAACAUUGAAAGAAAAAACGGAUAUUGUGUUUUGUAAUUUGGAGUUUGAACCAGCCGUUUUGAACAAGCAUGACCCAACUUGCUCAGCUCUACAAGCCGUAAUAUGGGUGACGUGUUUCGCUGUGUGAAUUGAGGCAGACCGUGGUGACUAUCAAUCACCGGAGCUCCCAUUGAACUAAGUAGCCUCAGCCGACCCGAUUCGAAGGGUUCAUCCGCAUCCGCCUGACCAUUCGUGUGCUUCCCUCCUAGGCCGCUACAUAAAUGUGCACCACUGGUACGAGUAAUUGGUCAUUGAAAGUGGAAUCGGGUGUGCACAGUUACCUCUCUCUAGUAUGUCUCUCCUUCUCACCAUCUAUUAAAAAAGAUUGUAUUGGUUAUUUUAUUUUCAUAUAGUGUAUCAAUAGUUUAUUGUUUUUAAUUUUUUAGGGGGUGCGGGGUACGCAGCAGCAUAUGGGCUAAAAGGGCAGUCGAGGCACAGGAAAUUAAAAGGCCUGCAGUUUUUGUUUCCUCUUAUUUCGUUUACUUCACUUCAUUAUUACCAUAUAGCAUGCCAGGUUAUUGCGUCUUAGAUUUGGUUGUGUCCUCGCCAAAUUUGGCCUUUGUGGAUGCUUCUGAACACCCGUUUCAGUGGCUCAGCAUCUCGGUAAGACAAGAGAAAGUCGGCAGUGGCGGCUGUAAUCUGGCACCUGUCCAAAGCGUCUAUAACUCUAGACUACUGAGAUGAAUUAGCUACCUUAUAGUAAUGAAAAGGAAGAAAACCAUUACGAAUGCAUGGCAUAUGUUCUUGUCUGCAACUUGAUUCAGCAUUUCGGAGAAAACGCUCAAUUAGACAAAUAGGAUGAAUGCCGGAUGCCUGAAAAUGAUCCAGCACCACAACCGCUCGUGGCUCAAGCUCAUGUCUGUCAUACACUUGGGAAGUCAAAUCUUUUGGUACUGCAUGUAAUGGAUGCGCAUUGCUCUCGAACUUUCCAAUCGCUGACCAAAGCUUGCAGGCAUGUGCCUCUGUGUGUUCUUUAACCACGUUGCUGCUUUGUUGUUCCAUUUUCUGUGGAAAGAUAUAUUUGACGUCGUCUGUGCGACGGUCGGCUGCAAUGCCGAUUGAGUUUGUGUCAGAUCCUCCCAAUAAAGCAUAUAUGUUUUGUUA